Messenger RNA from Electrophorus electricus (electric eel), 4329 nucleotides. The record is from RefSeq and is a predicted model, not a curated record. Lineage: Eukaryota; Metazoa; Chordata; Actinopteri; Gymnotiformes; Gymnotidae.
GUGGUUUCCUAUUGCAAGAUUACACCUUUCUCGUUAUUUUCUAAUGAAAUGUGGGGGAUAUUCUGGCUAGCCUUCUAGGAUCCUCAUUUUCGGACGACCCGAUUUCUUUAUUGAAUAUACUGUGAAACACUGGGACAAUUAGAGCUUUCAUUUUCACAUCCCUUCUAUAAGAACUUCAGAUCGAGUAUAGGAAGCCGGAAGGAGUGUAUUUUCGAUGUGAGAAUAUAUCCUGAUUUGGAGUGGUUUUCUACAGGCAUAACAUUGAGUUCACUGUGUUAAUGCUUUACUAAAACUGAAGGACUCUAAUCUUCCUACUCUCUGGUGCGUGGCCAGAAACAGACAUGGCGGCCCGUCACAGAGAACUCACAGAGUACAAGAAGAGUCUCAUAAAACGAGACUUGGAAAUGGGAAUCGUAAUGACUGUGUACAGGCAGAAGAUGGAGAGGCUCACUGUUCAGGUCAUUAUGGAGACCAGGCAGGUGGCCUGGACACGCACUGCUGAGAAAACAGAUGGAGUAUUGGACCUGUUUGAGAUUCGGGAGGUACGCCCAGGAAGGAAUUUCAAAGACUUUGAGAGAUUUAAGGACAACAAAGACAAGCAUCAAGACAGCAUGUGUUUCACAAUCUUCUAUGGCUCCCAGUUUGUUUUGAACACACUGAGCCUGGGAGCUGACUCAGUAGAAGAGGCAGAGAAAUGGCUAACAGGACUGGAGCUGCUCAGACAAGAGACAAUGCAGGCCUAUACACCAGAGAUUAUAGAGAGUUGGCUACGGAAGCAGAUGUACUCUGUUGAUCAGACCAAGAAGAACAGCAUCACUCUGAAAGAGGUCAAGUCACUGUUGACUCUGAUCAACUUUAAAGUGCCUGGAGGGCGAUUCCUGAAGGAGAAAUUUGCGGCUGCUGGGGGGAAGAAGGACGUUCUUGACUUUGAGCAGUUUCACAAGUUCUAUAAUGAUUUGAUAUUUGAUAAUCAGAGGAUGAUACUUGAUGAGUUUAAAAAGGAGUCCUGUGCCUUCAUCCUAGGGAGCACAGAUAGGCCAGAUUCUUCUGCUGUUCUCCUACAUGAUUUCCAAAGAUUCCUACUCUAUCAACAGAAAGAGUCUUGGGCUAACAACUUGAAUCAGGUGCGAGAGCUGAUGACCACCUUCAUUGACGACAACAUGAGGAAGACCAAUGAUCCUGAGUUCACGGUUGGCGAGUUCCUCAACUUUCUCUUCUCCAAAGAGAACUCCAUUUGGGAUGAGAAAUUUUCAGUGCUGUCUAGCUUAGACAUGAACAACCCUCUGUCUCACUACUGGAUCAACUCAUCGCACAACACCUAUCUGACUGGCGACCAGCUGCGCAGUGAAUCGUCCACGGAAGCCUACGUGCGCUGCCUGAGACUGGGCUGCCGCUGCAUCGAGUUGGACUGCUGGAACGGCCCAGAGGAGCCCAUCAUAUAUCAUGGCUGGACAAGAACUACCAAGAUUAAAUUUCGAGACGUGGUGAAGGCCAUCAAUGAGCAUGCCUUUGUAGCAUCUGAGUACCCACUGGUACUGUCCAUUGAGGAGCACUGUGACCUCCGGCUGCAGAAGAUGAUGGCCCAGAUCUUCAGAGAUGUAUUCCAGGACAAGCUGCUCACUGACCCUGUGGAACUGGAAGCUGACCAGCUGCCUUCCCCCAAUCAGCUGAAGGGCAAGAUCAUCCUCAAGCAUAAAAAACUAAAUAUUGGUGAGUGCCUAGGCCGAAAAGACCUGCGCCAAGGUGAUAAGCAGGGAGAGCUUUUCAUCUGGGACCCCAUAGAUCAGACAUGGUAUAAGCACUACUGCGUGAUCUCAGGCAACAAGCUGUACUAUGCCGAGGAGAAUGAGCUAGAAUAUGAAUUUGGGAAGGUCUCAGUCUCUAUGGACCUGCACCAGGGUGAGUCCUGGUUCCAUGGGCGGAUGUCUGAGGGCAGGCAGACGGCUGAAAAGCUGCUGCAGGAGUUCUGCAGUGAGUCAGUGGGCAGGGAUGGGACCUUUCUGGUGCGAGAGAGCGACACCUUCCUCACUGACUGCACUCUGUCCUUCUGGCGUGGUGGGAGAGUUCAGCACUGCCGCAUUCGCUCAGCCUCGGAGGGGGGCCACACUGUGUUCUUCCUGACGGAAAACCUGCAUUUCCCUAGCGUGUACGCCCUGAUCCAGCACUACAGAGAGAACCCGCUGCGGUGCCAUGACUUCAACCUGCGCCUCUCCGACUUUGUGCCCAGGCCGAACCAGCACCAGCAUGAGCUGUACGUGAACAGUUGUGGAUGGUUUUAUAGUAACCUGAGUCGAGGUGAGGCAGAAGAAUAUUUGCUGAGGAUCCCACGGGAUGGAGCCUUCCUCAUCAGACAGAGGGAAGAGUCAGACUCAUACGCCAUCACAUUCAGAGGCGAAAGCAUGGUCAAGCACUGCCGCAUCCACAAAGAUGGUGCCAUGUAUGUGCUGGGCACCACAAGCGAGUUCGAGAGCCUGGUGGAGCUGGUCAACUAUUACCGCAAGAAACCUCUCUACCGCAAGAUCAAGCUCCGCUACCCCGUGACACCGGAGCUGGUGGAGCGCUUCUGCACGGAGUCCCACUUUGCUUCACUUUAUGACAGCAAGCAGUAUGUGGAGGCAAAUGAAAUUGAGCCAUCUCUGCCUCAGAGCACAGUGAAAGCGCUCUAUGAGUACCGGGCCAUGCGGCCAGAUGAGCUCAACUUCUGCAAGGGCGCGCUCAUCCACAAUGUUACCAAAGAGAUCAAUGGAUGGUGGAAAGGAGAUUAUGGGGGGAAGGUGCAGCUCUAUUUCCCUGCUAACUAUGUGGAGGAGGUUGCUCACAAUGCUGUGGCAGAGCCCAGAGACUUGACUGAUGAAGAUAAUCCACUGGGUGACUUAUGUAAAGGUGUGGUGGAUAUAUCAAAGUGCAAUGUUGUGCGUUCAGCUAAACAUGGCAAGUCUGUAGUGGUGACUCUGCAGAAUAAGGAUAGCAAGGAAAACAUAAUGCCCUUCGACUUGUCUACGGAGACCACAGAGGAGUUGUAUGAAUGGUACCAGGUGGCUUGGGACAUCACCCAGAGAGAGGAGACCCGGGAGUAUCAGCAAAAGAAACAGAAGGAGGUGGAGAGCAGGGAUGAGGUGGCCAAAGACAUGUCUGACCUGGUGGUCUACUGUCAGCCUCGCAGCAAAGACAAGGACCGCUUUGACAAUUACGGCUACAAAGAGGUACGCUCCUUUGUGGAGAAUAAGGUUCCCAGCAAGAGCAAGUCCAUCGAGUUCCUGAGGUAUAACCGCAAGGCACUCAGCCGCAUCUACCCCAAAGGGCAGCGGGUGGACUCCUCUAACUACGACCCUUAUCCGCUGUGGAUAUGUGGCUGCCACAUGGUGUCGCUCAACUUUCAAACCCCCGAUAAAUUUACUCAGCUGAACAGUGCCCUGUUCAGUCUGAAUGGAGGCACAGGCUAUGUGCUACAACCCGAGAUCAUGCGCCUUGAUACCUAUGACCCUCAACAGGAGAUGAAGACAGUGAAAUUCACCCUUUCUGUUAGAGUACUAGGUGCCAGGCAUCUGCCCAAGACAGGACGCAGUAUAGCCAGCCCUUUUGUGGAGAUCGAAUUGUGUGGUCAGACUGAUGACUGCUCCAAGUUUAAGACCACAGUUUGUCAUGAUAACGGACUGAACCCUGUGUGGCUUGGUCCCCACCGGCAGGAUGCCGAGAUCGUCAUGUUCACAGUAUAUGAACCAGAGCUCAGCUUCCUGCGCUUUGUGGUCUUCGAGGAAGAUAUGUUCUCUGACCCCAACUUCCUUGCUCAGGCUACAUACCCUGUAAAGGGUGUUCGCUCAGGGUAUCGCUCAGUUCCACUAAAGAAUGGAUACAGCGAGAACCUAGAGCUUGCGUCUCUUUUAGUGUAUGUUGACAUACAACAGGUUGAGGAAGCAGAAGAGGAAUUGUACUCGUCCUCCAGCCAGUUGCGAAAGAGGCAGGCAGAGCUAAACGACGAGCUCUUCCUGUACGACACCCACUCCGGUCUACAGCGUGUGGGGCCACCCUCUCGCCGUGAUGACCUCCUGCAAGAGUUCAGCUACAAUGAAAAGCAACUCCAGAAGAUUAAUGACACAUGCAGACAGAAGCUUGAGCAUCCAAUGGACUCGUCCCCAUUUUGCAUUCAUGGACAGACGCAGAGGAGUGGGGACUGCUGGAACAGUGGCUGAUCAGGACUCCAUUAUGAAGACAUGCUUGCCUCUACACAGAGCUGGGACUGCAGAGGUGCCAUUAGUCUAAACCAAACCAUUUGGCUGAACUAAAAUAACUCCCAUUUGUUUGCAAUGUAAUAAAACAGCUUGUUCAUCA